AUGUUCGAGGAUUUCUCCUUCUCAACACCCUCGUCACGGCCGGGCCGUCUCUCGGUGGAUGUGGACGAUCGGCUUAUGGUCGAUUGUGACAGCAGUUUGGUCUCGCCAUUGUCUUCACGAUGUCCGUCUCCUCAGUCCCACCGAUUUCGCAACCUAUCUCACUCCCGACCAUCCUACUAUCGUUCGCAGCAGCAGCAGCAGCAGCAACAACAACAACAACAACAACAACAACAACUCCAUAACCACCACCAACACCAACAUCAACAGCCUCCGACCUCCGUCCCUUUCCCUUACGAAUCCAAACGCCUCUCCAUAUCCACCUUGACACAAAAACUUCAUGAACAUACUCUGCACACGUCGGGGGCUGGUGACCUUGCAGAUCGCGGCCAGCGGCCGCUGGACGGGCCGAGACUUCCGGGCCGAUAUGCCGGUUAUGUUCUGACGCCGCCGGACACGGAUCACGACAGCGACGGACGCGGUGAAACGUCUCCGUCGCUUUGCUCCAACCCGAGUCCAACGUCAAUUCCACCGGAAUUCCUCACUCUCGACCGGGUGGAAACACCUCAUUCCAUCCCGGAACUCCCUGAUCAUCUCGACGUUCGUCUGCAACGGCAACAGAUCUCUCAAUUGCAAUGCAACGAGGGGGACAUUGAUGCCGUGCGUCGCACAGUCGUGGAAGAGCCCUUCUCAUACCAUCCGGACUUGUCUUCGGAUGACUGUCAUCCCAGUUCCUUACCGCCACGAUCCUCCCCGCGGCGCAGAGCUUUGACAUUGCAGCGUAGCCGGUUUGGACCAGCUGAUACGCCCACGACCGAGGCCCGAGGUGGACGACGUCGAAGCAACUCUUGCGCAAUACAGUCUCAUCGUAUUGAAAAGAAUCACCAUCCCUGCCACCCUUGGCGGGAUAUGUCGAAACGAGGCGACCAUCAUGGUCUUCGCAGGAUGAGCAUGGUGAGCGCGGCCUUGGCAUCUGUUGUUGAGCGGCCUUGA
Messenger RNA from Penicillium diatomitis, 990 nucleotides. RefSeq lists its product as uncharacterized. The coding region runs from base 1 to 990 and encodes 329 amino acids. The record is from RefSeq and is a predicted model, not a curated record. Lineage: Eukaryota; Fungi; Ascomycota; Eurotiomycetes; Eurotiales; Aspergillaceae. The transcript has a single exon.